Molecule: messenger RNA, 4230 nt
Organism: Aureobasidium vineae
Lineage: Eukaryota; Fungi; Ascomycota; Dothideomycetes; Dothideales; Saccotheciaceae
Source: the annotation of a GenBank genome assembly
AUGGCUGCUAUAUUCCGCUUUCAUGGUCACCGGGAAACAUUGCUCGAGUGUCUGCGCUUGACAAUUCAACAGGCCGUUGAUUGCGAGAAUACCGAUGAUCGCGACAAGUUCGCUCUAUGUGCCGGCCUGAUCACCGACAAUUCCGACGCAACUUUCUGGCGCAAGUGUGUCGAUGCUAUGGCUAUCAUUGAACAAUGGCUACAAAAGCUCCAGGACCGGUUGAACCAAAUUGCCAUGAUUGGCCAGACCGCCAAUGGCUACGCUCUGGAGACGCUGCAGUUUGAGAAACAGAGCCUGACAAAACAACACGAGUCUUUGGGUGCUAUCAUUUCACAUUUGAUCAAGGUCGGCAUCGCAACAGUUGACGAUUAUCGCUAUCUCUUGAACAAGACAGCGCAACUCGCCAGCCCCGACGAUAUCACCUUGCACUACUUGCCUGCUCUGGUCAGCUGUGCCUCAGUACUUGGACCUAUCGAUAGUGCUGCCGGUUUGAGGGAUGCUCGCGGUUUGGACCAGUAUUUCGCAGACAAAUCCGACAACUCAAAGUGGAAGUUACCUGAUUUCCGCGCUGCCGCAACCGUUUUCUGGUUGGCCGAAUACAGCGGUCGCUACAUCGACAACCCUAUCGGCUCGCCCUUGAGAGGCGUGGACCUGGAAGCAGAGACUGAGUCGCGCUCUCAGCGUUACUUGGAUGCUGUCCGCAACGGUGCUUUCGAGUUUAUCCUAUUCAUCUGCGCCCAAGUGCGCACAGACUUGUGGCACGAUCCAGCGAAGGUUGGGCUGGUAUCCUAUCUCUUGACUGGAGCGGAGCGUUUCAGAAAUGGCCCCAUCAAGGCAUCCGACUACUUCCAGGAGAUCCUCGCUCAAAAUUUGCAGCUGUUCGUCGACGCUUUCAUUACAAACAUGCCCGACACUAUCCGCAGAUUGAAGUUUGAGGAGGACGAACAGCGCCGUAAUAUCAGCAUUCGCCAGCCCCACGGCACUCCGGAACAUGGUCUGCACCUCGAAAGAUUCCUAGUCAUCAUCUCAUAUGCCUUCAAGGGCUUNCCCGAAGCUGCCCAAUCAUUCUGGCAAGAUCCCGAUAGCAACCUUUAUGGCUUCCUGUCAUGGGCCUCGAAGCGACAAUCUACUCCCCGAGCCGCUGCUUUUUGCGAGAUGUUUCUCUCUAUCUCAGAAGAUACCGAAUGCGCAGAAGCUGCACAUAAGUUCCUCAUGGACGAUGCAACUACUGCGGUAGCGAAACUUCGUCGCGGAGCACCUCUUAGUUGGGCACAAAUCUUCAACGAGUUGAGUUUCUAUGCUCCUGGUAUCAGCGACAAGCUUACGUCCACAUCUCUGCAAGGCGAGGGUGCAUUGGCCGGACCACUCAUCGAACCGGAGAGUGAACUUAUGCUCGAGUGUUAUCUGCGUCUUGUUACACACAUGUGUCGCUCGAGCGUAAGCGCCAGAACCUUUGUCUUGUCCCACCCCACAUUCAAUCUGCACGAAAUCGUACUGAAUCUUGCCGUUUCUGGUGUCUCUAACCGUCUCAAGGCCUGUACAUUCAUGGCCAUAGCGGCCAGCUUGACAGACAAGAGUAUCGAUGCUGGAUACGCGCUCUGGGAUUACAUUGAUUCUUGGAUGUAUGAUUCGCCGAGCCUACGGAAUUACCUGGGCACAAAGACACCUCAAAACCCUACCGUGGCAAAGGAAGGUCGCUUCCAAUCUUUACUGGAAGGCUUCGAGUUACCCAACGCAUUCACCAGGCUUGUCCAAAGCAUGGUCGUGCCCAGUCCAGAGGAGAGCAGCCUGCGUGACAUGCUGCCCUUCCCUGAACAGUUGGGUGCACAAUACCGCAUGCCUGGAAUGGACCCUUAUGUCGACUUCAUCUUGGGUAAUGUCUUCCAGGAACGAAUGGUCGAUCUGCCCGACGUGAACCAGAUUUGGGAGUUGAGAUGCACUUGCCUUGCCUUUAUUUCGACAUGUCUUUCGAGCUUCAACGAGGACCUUGUCAUCUUUGCUAACAGCACCAACAUCCCCGUUGACUCGAUCAUUUCCACCUCCUCUCUAGCGGCUUAUGUUCGCUUCCACCCGUUUGCCCGUGUCAUGGAAUGGCUGUUCAAUGACAAAGUCUCAAGUGCGCUCUUUGCCGCCGCUCAUGAGGACGUCGAUACAAUCAGUGCUGCUUCGCCAGAUUCUCCUAUGGUCGUUGCAUUGUGUCGCAGCAUUGAGGUCAUUAACCAGGUUUUGAAGCUCCAAUCAAUCUACUUUGACGUUGUUCGACCUAUUGUCAAGACACAAUACGUUGGGCGUGAGAAGACCAUUGCCAAUCCUGCACUUGCCUCAUUUGAGGAUGUCAUCCUGAACCAUGUCAACAUCAUAGUUGACCUUGGUUUGUACUGCGGAACUGGCCAUCAAGAGUUGACAAUGCUUUCUCUACAACUACUUCAAAAGUUGGCAACGGCUCGCAAGCUCUCAAUUGCGACUGGCACAUCUUAUGGAGGCAGCCGUGUGCUUGCGGCUUUGCAACAAGACUUUGAUGUCGACCGUAUCGCCGCGUCUUUCAUCUCUCCUCUUCAGCUCGAUCCCAGAGAGCUCGAGAUGGGAGCAGAAGGGCCAGGCAUCAACAUCAAACAAGGCAUCUUGGAUUUACUCAAUACCUCGCUCGAAACUGCGGCCAACCGACCAGCCCUAGCACAUUGUCUGUUAGGCUUCCGUUGCACCGACCGAGCUAUCAGUGUCCCAUCUAAUGGUCUCUUCGACACAGGAGCUUCGCUGUUCCAUGCUGUGGCGAAGCUCUCAGCCGACACUAUUGCUCUACCCGAGGUCAACCAAGCCCCGUGGCUCUCUACAAUACGUCGCACAUCCUGUCAGAUCAUCUCGAGGCUACUUCAUUUUUCGCUGACUGAGCGAAUUAUCCUCGAGGAGCUCAGAGAAUCCGGUUACUCAGAUGCUGUGGCCAUAGUGCAAGCACCCAUCAAUGCCGAAAGUCUGUGGAAUAACAGAAUUUGUGCUGACCCUGAUUUUCUCAUUUCAGGCUCUGCUGCUGUCUUCAAGGAUUUCUUGGUUCAGCGUACCAUGUUCUUUGAAGAAGCUUCNCUGGACAUCCGAGCAACAAUUCAGCGCAACACACCGACACAACGACAAAAAGUCCUAUCAUCACUGUUGGGUGUCACUGUUCUGUCGUCUGGUGAACAAGUCCAAAACGCUUCGAUCUUUGAAUUGUUCGACUUCAUUGAUGUAGACAUUUCCUUGCCUUUUGAGAUGGCAGAAAAAGCUUUCAUCACCGGUCUUGACUUUGGUUCGUGUAGGACUGACAAGCCCGAGUCCGGAGUUGUUUAUGAUCUUGGAUUGGCAAAGGAGCUGUUGCUCCUCCGCGAAGCCGACUUACGCAAGAAUGGCAGGUUGCUCGACCCCAUUUCACAGCAACAGUGUGCCGCAGAGAUUGACGCUGCUAUGUUGUGUCUGCAAUCGGAAAACAACUACGCCUCGAUCAUGCUUGCGCAGAGGACAGCACUCAACGUAUGGGUGAAGCUCAUGUCGAUGAUGCUCGCGUUAGGCGACUUCCAAGCCGCACCCAAGACUGCACUCGCACUGCAAGCUCUGCAGAUUGUGUUGCCGAAGUUGGACAGAACGAUUGUAGAGGACUCNCCUGUUACCGUUCCGCUUGCAAAGCUCACAUACACUCUGAUGAGGGUAUUAGACUCUUCUGCAGCAGAAAAGAAUGUGGAGGUCAGUGCGGUACACGACAGACUCACAGCGACUUUCCGUACAGCAUUGCGCGGCAUAGGCAGUGCUUCUGGUGGUACCGAGUUGCGCGAGACGUGUUACCAGACCAUCCGUCACUUCAUCAGAUCGGUGUGCAGGACAAGCGCAACUGGUACUGACAACCUGGGUGCUCAAGGAACCGCCUCUCCCGGUCUCGGUGCAGGUAUCAGUGGUUCACCCAGAUUAAGCACUGGUGCAACUGGCAGCGGUUCGUCGCCUCUGCAACGUCAGGCCGCCAAGAUCAUCGAACAUGGUGGCGAGAGACUGAUGGACACCAUCUGCGAGGACGUCAUGUCUAGUGCAGGCAGCUGUAGAGUUUCUGCCUUGAUGGUGCUAGAGUCCUGCUUGCAGUUGUUCCAGAUGGUCAAGUCGCAAUACCUGACACGGGCAAUGACUAAGCUGAACUUCACCUCUGUGCUUGUGGAUGGUAUCCGUGGUAUUGCUGGCGAAUUCCAACAACAACGUGAAGGACAAGGUAAGUAA